Messenger RNA from Eutrema salsugineum, 1669 nucleotides. RefSeq names its product transcription factor TGA7. Gene Ontology annotation, molecular function: DNA-binding transcription factor activity; sequence-specific DNA binding. Gene Ontology annotation, biological process: DNA-templated transcription; regulation of DNA-templated transcription. The record is from RefSeq and is a predicted model, not a curated record. Bases 244 to 1383 code for a protein of 379 amino acids. Lineage: Eukaryota; Viridiplantae; Streptophyta; Magnoliopsida; Brassicales; Brassicaceae. The transcript has 9 exons.
CCUUUAAGAUUUUGUUUGGACUGUAAGUGUCCAAAGGAACUCGAAACACUUCUCCUUCCAUUUGAUUUUCUGUGGUCGGAAUGAAAAAUAUCUCUGUUUGAUCGAGAGAUUCCCCAGAAAUGCAUUUCAAAAGUAUUUUCUAACUCUUCAUAUCUCAACUUCGUCAUGAAUUCCUCUGCUUCUCGAUUCAGUGAGCAAAUGUAAAUUUGGUUGCAAGCUAUUGGGAUCUACAGUUGAAGAGAGAUGAUGAGUUCUCCAACUCAACUUGCAUCCUUACGAGACAUGGGAAUCUACGAGCCAUUUCAACAACUUGUCUCUUGGGGAAAUGUUUUCAAAUCAGACAUCAGUGAUCAUAGUCCCAAUACUGCUUCUUCCUCAAUUAUUCAAGUGGAUGCUAGAAUAGAUGAUCAUGAGCACAACAACAUCAAGGGAAACUACGUUACUUCGCAUAACCAGAUCGAAGCAGAACCUUCUAGUAAUGAUCAUCAGGAUGAUGAUGGCAGGAUUCAUGAUAAGAUGAAACGGCGUUUAGCGCAGAACCGAGAAGCUGCUCGCAAGAGUCGUUUGAGAAAGAAGGCUUAUGUUCAACAGUUGGAAGAAAGUCGGUUAAAGUUAUCGCAGUUAGAGCAAGAACUCGAAAAGGCUAAGCAGCAGGGAUUAUGCAGACGCAACUCGUCAGAGUCUAGCUAUUUAGGAACCUCUGGGAGGAGCAUGAUUAACACAGGGAUUGCUGCGUUUGAGAUGGAAUAUUCACAUUGGCUUGAAGAACAAAGCAGGAGAGUAAGCGAAAUCAGAACAGCUCUUCAAGCUCAUAUAAGCGACAUAGAGCUCAAGAUGCUUGUAGAGAGUUGCUUGAAUCAUUACGCGAAUCUCUUUCGAAUGAAAUCUGAUGCAGCGAAAGCUGAUGUUUUCUACUUGAUAUCUGGCAUGUGGCGAACUUCAACUGAAAGAUUCUUCCAAUGGAUCGGAGGAUUCCGUCCAUCUGAGCUUUUAAACGUUGUGAUGCCGUAUCUUCAGCCAUUGACAGAUCAGCAAAUCUUGGAAGUGAGAAACCUACAACAAUCAUCUCAACAAGCAGAGGAUGCUCUGUCUCAAGGGAUUGAUAAACUUCAACAGAGUUUAGCAGAAAGCAUCGUGAUUGAUGCUGUCAUUGAGUCCACGGAUUACCCGCCUCCUCACAUGGCUGCAGCGAUAGAGAAUCUCCAAGCAUUAGAAGGAUUUGUGAAUCAAGCGGAUCAUCUGAGGCAGCAAACUUUGCAGCAAAUGGCGAAGAUCUUGACGACAAGACAAGCGGCUCGAGGUUUGCUUGCUUUGGGAGAGUAUCUUCAUAGGCUUCGUGCUCUUAGCUCUCUUUGGUCAGCUCGUCCACGAGAACCCACUUAAAGUGGGAAACAAGAAACAGAGUCCAAGUUUAAAGCAGACUCAUCGCAAAAGCUUGGAAUGGUGUUAAAGGAUCUUUGCUAAGUAGAGUGAUUCUCUUGAUUAGAACUUUAUGAAGUAUCUCUCUCCAUAUAUUUUUUAAACAAGAAGGUGUAAAUUUUGGGUGGAAACUUUGUAAUAUAUAUUAGAUACAAAAUAAGUCUCUGCUCAUUAGUCUAGUAUAAAUAUGUUUGAAAUCUGAGCAAUGUGAUCAUAUGUAUGUGUAACGGAUUCUAUACAGUAUUAUAAA